GUAGUAGUAGUAGCUCUGCACAAUCUCUCUCUCUCUUCUCUCUUCUCUCUUACACGAGCUCAGUGGAUCGGUCAGACCACUUUCCCACGUCUUUUUCUCUCUCCUCCAUCCUCCAUCCUCCUUCCUCCUCCGUCGUCCAGGGCCAAUCUCUUCCGCAUUCCAAGCUGUCGGUAACAUCGGAUCCCAUUGAAGGAUAAGGGAAGCAGGAAGAGAGAGAGAGAGAGAGAGAGAGAGAGAGAGAGCUAGAAGAGAGAGACAGAGAAGAAGAAGAAGAAGAAGAAGAAGAAGAGGAAGGAGAAGGAGAAGUAGAAGAGAGGAUGUCGUCGUCGGACGAGGAGGGAGGGGAGGAGUACCUGUUCAAGAUCGUCAUCAUCGGCGACUCCGCGGUGGGCAAGUCCAACCUCCUCUCCCGCUACGCCCGCAACGAGUUCAACCCCCACUCCAAGGCCACCAUUGGCGUCGAGUUCCAGACCCAGAGCCUCGACAUCGACGGCAAGGAGGUCAAGGCCCAGAUUUGGGACACCGCCGGCCAGGAGCGCUUCCGCGCCGUCACCUCCGCCUACUACCGCGGGGCCGUCGGCGCCCUCGUCGUCUACGACAUCACCCGCCGCUCCACCUUCGACAGCGUCUCCCGCUGGCUCGACGAGCUCAAGACUCACUCCGAUACAACAGUUGCAAGGAUGCUUGUUGGGAACAAAUGUGACCUGGAGAGUAUUAGGGAUGUGACAGUCGAGGAGGGGAAGAGUUUAGCAGAAUCAGAAGGGUUGUUCUUUAUGGAGACUUCUGCUUUGGAUGCCACAAAUGUCAAGACAGCAUUUGAGAUCGUUAUAAAAGAAAUAUAUAACAAUGUGAGCAGGAAGGUUCUAAAUUCGGAUGCAUAUAAAGCAGAGCUCUCUGUUAACAGAGUAACCUUGGUUGGUAAUGGGACCGAUGGAUCGAAGCGGAGUCAGAGCUAUACUUGCUGUUCCUUGUGAUUCUGUAGUUGCGAAAUUCUUUCAAGUUCGAUGAUGGAAACUUCAUUGUCGAUUCUCUUGGUUGAGCUGUCUGUUUGGUUUUGCUUUGUUUUUCUCUUCAGGGGUUUUUAAGGUGCUGUUAUAGCAAAUUUUAUUCAAGCAUAUUAAUACAUCAAUUUUUUUUUGGGGUUCAAGAUAUAUGUAAUAGCAAAGAAUAAGGUGGACCUGCGUUUUGUUUGUGUGAUUGGGAAUUAUGUCUAAUUACAUAUGUUGGCCGAGAGGUUUGCAUAUUUUGUUCCCGACAGAGGCAAGAUAAAUGUAAGUUAUUUU
This is a messenger RNA of Syzygium oleosum, 1283 nucleotides long. Its product is annotated as ras-related protein RABA5c. Gene Ontology annotation, cellular component: endosome. The record is from RefSeq and is a predicted model, not a curated record. The transcript is spliced from 2 exons. NCBI's taxonomy places the organism in Eukaryota, Viridiplantae, Streptophyta, Magnoliopsida, Myrtales, Myrtaceae. Gene Ontology annotation, molecular function: GTP binding; GTPase activity. The coding region runs from base 318 to 974 and encodes 218 amino acids.